Brassica napus (rape) is the source of this 2061-nucleotide messenger RNA. Its product is annotated as meiosis-specific protein ASY2-like. The record is from RefSeq and is a predicted model, not a curated record. The transcript has 4 exons. Bases 1 to 2061 code for a protein of 686 amino acids. NCBI's taxonomy places the organism in Eukaryota, Viridiplantae, Streptophyta, Magnoliopsida, Brassicales, Brassicaceae.
AUGUCGUCAGAUCAGGGGUUAUCGAGGCAGCAGAAAGGGAAGGCAGUUGCGGCGGCAUCAAAUCCGGCAAGGAAUCCUGAUGGAGAUCGCGUCGGGGAUCUCGAGUUGACUCACCAUGCGGCGAUGAUGGAUACAGCGAAUUUAUCUCGCUCUCAGAGGCUUUUAGUCGCGGAUGCGACGAGGCUUGCAAGAGAGGGAGGCGAGAACAUCAUUGUGAGCGACGUGAGGGAAUGCGCGAGAGAUGAGCAGAGCGGGGCGAUGCCCAUUGAUACGGUGACGUUAAGAAAUCGCUCCGCGGGGGGCGAUUGGGAAGACGUAGAAGAGACGAAGUCAACCCCAGGGAGUGUGAAGAGGGUUCUUCGGGCUGCGAACGCUGUCGGCGUGACUUUUCUUAUACCUACGAAGGCGCAGAGGCCCUGGUCUCCUCCGAUCGAGUAUCAGACGGUGUACGAGUCCUACUUCCAAGAGGACACUCGUUGCUGGUUCCCCAUCCUGCGACUGAUCACUGCUUACGCCAGGCGUCGAGACCUUGCGAUCAGUCAGCUACUGAAUGGCUUGCUGCGACUAGCAGUCACUUUAUCGGUUUUGGCAGAGCAGAUUGAUAUGCCGAUGAGCGUCAUAUCGUUUGAGGAGAUGACCUCGAUAACUGACAUGAAGGACGAAACUUACUCGGUGAAGAUGCGACCAAACUGCAACGUGUCCGCCGGUCACCCGAAUAAGACGCAGAACUGGCAGCGUUCAUAUUUCUUCCUCAAGUCUGACGACUCGGCUUUCGAGGAGCCUCCUCAAGAAGAUUAUCGGGUUCUUUGGAACCGUUCUUGUGGAGAGUGGAGGUCAGAUCUUCCAAGCAUUCCUCCUACUCGCAGCAAGCGGCUAAACAUCUUUCCGAAGGAUAUUCAGAAGCGAAUUUCUAAGGCAAAGAGGAUGGGCACUCUUCCCGAUUUGAGUGCGAUGAUAGCUGCCCACUUGGGGCUGACUAGCGGGGAAGGACCUUCGACGACGGUUCCUCGCGCCGAUGAGGUUCUCCCUUCCGGUACCAGAGGUGUGGGGAAGGGCAAGAAGAGGAAGAGAGGUGGCUCGGGGGUCGAGAGGAGCGCUGAGGAGACGAGUGACGUCCCUCCUUCUGGUGAACCCCAGAAGAAGAAGAAGAAGAAGAAGAAGAAGACGAAGGAGAGGUCUGUCGGCGAUCAGUCGGAGAAUGUUGACGAGCCGACUGAACAAGAGGAGGGGGAUGUUGAAGAAGAAGAACUUCAGCCCGAAGAGGAGAUUUCCGAGGCUGAGGUCUCGGGAGAAAGGAACGACGAGGAAGGAGCUAGCGAAGGGGGGGAGUUCGAGACUUCUCUUAACGCCGCCCGUCCAGACGGUUCUGAAGAGGACAGGGAGGGAUCGCCACUUCUGAUAAGAAGGUGCAAUGACGAAGUUGGUGACGAAGCGCGGUCUCCUGCUUUGGCGUCUCCUUGCGAGAGAACUCCGGUUCCCAUCGGGGAAGAUCCCGUCCAGAUCGGUACUUCUUCCCGCGGCACCGCCGUCUUAAGGAGGGUGCCCGGAGCCAACUUCCCCGACAAGGUCGACUUUCAUUACGAGGGACCGACCCCCUUAGUGUACAUCCCAGAGAAAUGCGUAGAGUUUCUGUGCCAACUAAGAGGGAGGGCAAAGCCUCUACCCGCCGUGAAGGACCUUAUUUUCGGGAGUGAAUACGAGGAAGCUGCGAGGGCCAAGUUGCUGGGGGAUAGCACGAUGAACAUCGUGAUUGAAAAGUAUGACACUGCCCUGAAAGGAACUUUGGACGAACUCGAGCUGGCUAAGAAGGAGUUCGCUAAAAAGGAGGAGGCUUCUACUCGUCAGCUAAAUGAGUCGAGGGCUGAUCUCGAGAAGCUCAGUGGGAUGGUAGGUCGAAUCAUUGCUCGAAGAAAUGAGCUUAAAAACGAGUUGGAGGCAUCCCGAGGAGUCAUCCAUGAGCAGGAGCGGAAGAAUGCUGAGCUUGAGAGCGAGAGGGUUUCGCUCGCCGCGACUCACGAGAGAGAGAUGCGAUGCCUUAGAGAUCCAGAGUUCUGGAGGUGA